AUGCCUAAUUGUUAUGAAGGCGACGAAAAUGCAGACGAAGAUGAUCCUGAACAACUUUUACAAAUGCUUUCCAUCGUAAAUGAGACCACCACAAACGCUUACUCUGCAUUGGCAGGUACUCAUGAACAACGCUAUGUUCGUGAUGCAUUACAAGCAAUUGAUAAUACAGAUAGAUUUGCAUUACUCAAUGGCUGUACACGUGGUAAGGGCGAAACUAAGUAUGAUAUCAUACACGACGUCCAUACAUUUGUCGUAGCUCGCGAGCAUCAUACGACCAUGAUUAAAGAGUGGAAACGUGAUAUUGAAGCUCGACGAGAUGAAACAAGAAACUAUUUAAUUUCAGGCGAAGGUACUCUGGAAGUACGAGAUGAUGAAACACAGAUUGAACUCGUAGAUACUGAAAUUCCGACAAGCCCAAUUAAAACAAGACUUACAAGGAUUCCACCUGUGACUACAACCAAUGCAAUCUUAUUUCCAACAAAAGAAGAUAUUAUCAGACAAUUUACACUAAACACUCAACAAAAAUAUGCUUUCAUGAUAAUAACUAGUCACUUAGAUGGCGAAAAUCAUGCUUAUACCGGUACUAUUGAUAAUCAAUUAUUAAUGUGCAUACCUGGCUGCGGUGGUACUGGAAAAUCUCAGUUGAUUCGUGCAAUUACGAAGUAUUUCUAA
Messenger RNA from Rotaria sp. Silwood1, 672 nucleotides. Lineage: Eukaryota; Metazoa; Rotifera; Eurotatoria; Philodinida; Philodinidae. The record is from the annotation of a GenBank genome assembly.